UUCAAAUUUUAUAUUUUUGGUUUAAAAAAAUUUACAAAAAUAAUAAUUUUUGAUCAAACAAAAUUCGCUAUGGAGAACGGUAACUACAAUGGCUCUGAAUUCGGCUGGGAUUACAGUCACGGUGGCCAAGGACAAGGCGGAAUGUCCAACUAUUCGCAGAUGGGUCAGAUGAGUCAGGGUGGCCGCCAGUGGUUGCACUCGAAUCAGAAUCACAACUUCCAUCAGCCGGGCAUGUCGCAGGGUCCGCAGGGUUCAUUCGCUUCGCCUCAAGAUCCUUUUGCCGAUUUCAAUAACUCGAUGAUGUCCAGAUAUGGCAGCUACAGUCCCUCUGGGGGCAAGGCCGAUAUGUAUGGUUCCAUGAUGCACGAUGGAGGACACGAAAUGGAUUUCGACAUGAGCAACGGCUUGGGCGGCGGUGGUGCGACUGUUUCUCCUCGAAUGUCUGGCGGCUACUCUGGUGGAUCCCGCAAUGGUCUCGGCGAUCCCUCAGGCGGACGUGGCCAAAGCAACGGCACGAGUUGGUUCUAAGUAGCUUCCAUCCCUCUGCAUUUGUGCACCAAGUUGGCAAAAUAAUAAAAUAAAUAUUUUGCAUUGUGA
Molecule: messenger RNA, 597 nt
Organism: Drosophila subobscura
Lineage: Eukaryota; Metazoa; Arthropoda; Insecta; Diptera; Drosophilidae
Product: keratin, type II cytoskeletal 1
Exons: 4
Coding region: 70-528 (152 amino acids)
Source: RefSeq, a predicted model, not a curated record